Molecule: messenger RNA, 1350 nt
Organism: Acytostelium subglobosum LB1
Lineage: Eukaryota; Evosea; Eumycetozoa; Acytosteliales; Acytosteliaceae
Exons: 2
Coding region: 1-1350 (449 amino acids)
Molecular function (GO): diaminopimelate decarboxylase activity
Source: RefSeq, a predicted model, not a curated record
AUGGUAGAACUACAAACAACAAAUGGCAACUGUAAUGGAAAUAGUAAUGGUGCCACCAUUAACAAUGAAAGUGAGAAGAAGAAGUGUAUUUUUAGUAGAGAACAGGUGAAUGAUGCAAUUGAGGUUGCAGGUGAUAUAACACCAUUCCAUCUAUAUAAUGGUGAUAUGAUGUUGGACAAUGCCAAAGCAUUUGUCUCAGCCUUCCAACAUCACUUCCAAACAUACACCAACUACUUUGCCGUCAAGGCCACGCCAAAUCCACACAUCCUAUCACUUCUAAAAACUGCUGGCAUGGGUGUAGACUGCAGUUCCAUGGCCGAGCUCCUACUAGCUGAGAAGGUUGGCUUCAAAGGAGAAGAGAUAAUGUUCACAAGUAAUAAUACACCAAAGAAGGAAUACCAGAAGGCAUUUGAGUUGGGCGCCAUUAUCAAUCUGGAUGAUAUUACACAAAUUGAAUAUCUGAGAGAAUCGUUGGAUGGACGUUUGCCAGAGUUGGUCUCAUUGCGCUAUAAUCCAGGUCCACUAAAGAGUGGCAAUGCCAUCAUUGGUAAGCCACAGGAUGCCAAGUUUGGACUGACACGCCAACAGUUGACCGAAGCCUACACAUUGCUGAAGCAGCUGGGCGUGACCCGCUUUGGCCUGCACUGCAUGGUGGCCUCCAACGAACUUCAACUCGAGUACUUUGAGGAGACUGCCGCACUUCUGUUCCGCACGAUCGUCGAACUGUCGACCGAGUUGGCCAUCCCCUUUGAGCUGGUCAACCUGGGCGGUGGCAUCGGCAUCCCAUAUCACCCAGACCAGCCGGCAGUCGACUAUACCCUGCUCACCAGCCUCAUUGCCGGACAGUACAAGAAGAUAGUGCAAGGCGCCGGCUUGCCAUACGCACUGCCCCGCAUCGUCACCGAAUGUGGCCGCUGCGUAGCCGGCCCCUUUGGCUGCCUGGUCACCCGCGCCAUCCACUCAAAGUCCACGUACAAGGAGUAUAUAGGUGUCGACGCCUGUAUGGCCAACUUGAUGCGUCCAGGCAUGUAUGGAGCAUAUCACCACAUCACUGUGAUGGUGCCCGAGGAUGAGGAGUCCCGUCCACUCAAGUCAUACGAUAUUGUCGGCUCACUGUGCGAGAACAACGAUAAGUUCGCCACUGGUCGUCUGCUACCCGAGAUCAAGAGGAAUGAUGUGCUGGUGAUCCAUGACACUGGAGCCCAUGGGCACUCCAUGGGCUUCAACUACAAUGGCAAGCUGCGCUCUGCCGAGUACAUCCUGCUCAAUGGUCGCUACACAUGUAUCAGAAGAGCCGAGACCUACGACGAUCUCUUUGGAACACUGGACUUUGACAUAAAGUUGAACUAA